Messenger RNA from Cynoglossus semilaevis (tongue sole), 2959 nucleotides. RefSeq names its product cyclin dependent kinase 5 (gene cdk5). Gene Ontology annotation, cellular component: nucleus; cytoplasm. Bases 155 to 1033 code for a protein of 292 amino acids. The record is from RefSeq and is a predicted model, not a curated record. The transcript is spliced from 12 exons. Gene Ontology annotation, molecular function: cyclin-dependent protein serine/threonine kinase activity; ATP binding. Lineage: Eukaryota; Metazoa; Chordata; Actinopteri; Pleuronectiformes; Cynoglossidae. Gene Ontology annotation, biological process: synaptic vesicle transport; axonogenesis; protein phosphorylation.
GUCGUCAAACACAAACCUACUGCUGCUAACCAAGCAGGAGCUGUGGUAUAGCUUUGAGCUAACGCUGGUUAUCGGUUCAUCACUAACCCCUGUCUGAGGCUUACAGUUAGCCGUCAGUUUGAAAUCUGGCCUAGGGCUGGCUUUGUGAUAAAACAUGCAGAAAUAUGAAAAGCUUGAAAAAAUUGGAGAGGGCACUUAUGGAACAGUUUUUAAAGCUAAAAACAGAGAAACCCAUGAGAUAGUGGCUUUAAAGAGGGUGAGGCUGGACGAUGACGACGAGGGGGUGCCCAGCUCAGCCCUGAGAGAAAUCUGCCUCCUGAAAGAACUGAAGCAUAAAAACAUAGUCAGAUUACAUGAUGUUUUGCACAGUGACAAGAAGUUGACCUUGGUUUUUGAAUAUUGUGAUCAGGAUUUGAAAAAGUAUUUUGACAGCUGCAAUGGGGAUUUAGAUCCUGAAACAGUGAAGUCAUUCAUGUACCAGCUGCUGAAGGGCCUGGCUUUCUGUCACAGUCGAAAUGUUCUUCAUAGAGAUCUGAAGCCACAGAAUCUACUCAUUAACAGAAAUGGGGAGCUGAAGCUUGCAGACUUUGGCUUGGCUCGAGCCUUUGGUAUUCCUGUGAGGUGUUACUCUGCAGAGGUGGUUACCUUAUGGUAUCGACCUCCAGAUGUGCUGUUCGGUGCUAAACUUUAUUCUACCUCAAUCGACAUGUGGUCAGCUGGAUGCAUAUUUGCAGAGUUGGCUAAUGCUGGGAGGCCUUUAUUUCCCGGAAAUGAUGUUGACGACCAGCUGAAAAGAAUUUUCAGAUUGUUGGGUACACCUACAGAAGAACAGUGGCAAACGAUGACUAAACUCCCUGAUUAUAAGCCAUAUCCCAUGUAUCCAGCCACCACAUCACUGGUGAACGUGGUUCCCAAACUAAGUAGCACAGGACGGGAUCUACUCCAGAACCUGUUGAAAUGUAACCCGGUCCAGAGGAUCUCUGCAGAGGAGGCCUUGCAGCACCCUUACUUUGCCGAUUUCUGCCCACCCUAAAUGCUCCCAAUUGUCGCCUGUUGAAACUCAGCCUGAAGAAUCAAUCUUCUGUCAUUUUCAAACAUUUCCCUGCAAGUCAUUCUGUUGUGCCUCAAUGUGAAGCAGAGUCUCUUGAAACUCUGCAAGCUUUUAGGUUCUUUGAAAUGUUAAGAUAAAUUAAUUUAAAACACACACCUCCAGGUUAGUAAGCACUGAAGGUGAGCUGUGUGCUGCGUUACAUUUGGUUUUAGAAGAAAAAUCUUUUCAUUUACUGCAAGAAUUUUUUUUUUUAAUUGAUGUUAUCAGUUAACAUUCACAGACUGUAAACAGGAAAGUAGACACCAUCUGGUUGCAAAAAUAAAACCCUACAAGUAACAGGAAACCACCAGGGGGCGACUCAGCUUGAGAUCCUUGUCUCAAUUAAACUCAAGUAAAAAUCUCAGUAAUUGUAUUUCUGGGAAGUUAAUGAUGUCAGUUGUUAAAUGAAGUCUAUGUCAGUAAAGGUAAUUACGUUUUGAACAUGAGAAGGGCAGCAUGAUGGCUGUGCCCAUGUUUUAUAUACAGCCUACACUACCUUUAACAUUUUAGUACAAGCAGCUACAGUUACUCAAAGAGCCCUGUUAUUAUAAUAGCUUUUGUUAUUGGACCUUGCAGAGCUUCACGGCCUGUUUGCUGCCAUUGGAAACUGUAGCCUAAUUGGCGAGGCCUCCUAAAGGCCAACAGCAGUAGAGACAUUCUUUAGACAAAGCAAAUUCAAAUUGUUGGGAGAUUACUGCAACAUUCUCCUCACACAGCGUGCAUGCAGAAAGAAAAUUAAUUAUAUUAGAUGCUUUCAAACCUGACAUUUGUACUCCUGGCUCUGACAAAGACUGCAAGUUUAUGUAAAUAUAAACAAAAGAGAGCUCCCAGGGACAGCCAAAGUUAAAACGUCACUAUUUAAAAAAAUAAAUAAAAUCAUGUCAAUCGCAGAAGAGAUUGCAAUUCUACAUUGGGGAUUUCUUUCGUUUGAAUUUUUCCCUUUUUCUCAUUUCGACAGUGUAAAUGUUUGGAGCUUUUAUCUUUUAUAAUAAUUUUUUCCAUUUGUUAAUUCUUUAGUGUUUUUAAUGCUCUUGAGGAAACACAGCUCAAAAUGAUUGUAUUUUCUCUGUUAUUAACACAAAGGAUUGAUGGCAAAAUAAUCCCCCCAUACGUACCACACACACACAGGCACACACCCGGGGAAUUCAAUCGUUAUAUUGCAACCUACUUGUUUAAUUACAUAGACUAAAAUGACACCUGAAGACACUUCAUAAUUCUGUCUCCUGUUUCACACCGCAACAUUAUGUCACAUGUGAAUCUAAUUUAUAACUUUUCUUUAUAUCUCCUAUUUUGUGCACUUUGUUUUUAUUUUUAUUUGAAUUGUUUCAUCAUCAAUAUUAUUGAGACUGACAGCCAGGAUUAUACCUGGUUUCUAAUAAAUGGGCCAAUGUUUAAGGUGAUGAACAGUGGACCAUUUGUAACGAGUGUAUUAAUUAUUAUUAUUAUUUUGGACACAUUUUCACAUUUAUAGGCUUUUUUUAAGCACAUUUGUAGCAGUGUCAUUACUGGUAUUAAAACAGUGGCAGGUAAUGUGGUAAUAAUUUGAAUUUUUUUUUUCCAGGUGAUGUUUGUACAGAGUUUUGCUGUUCGCAGUGUUAUUUUACUUCACAUUUUUACAGUGCUUCUAAAAACCUCAACGCUUUAUAAACUAGAUUUACUUUGCUGGAUGCAUGUAUUUAUUGAUGAUGGAAUGUCUGCUCUUUUUUGCUUUUGUUUCAUUGUUGCACAACAUAAUUUGGUGCACAUUCAAUCAAACGGUCACAGAGUAUUCCAGGUCUAUAGUACUUUCCAGAAGUUUUAGGAUUAAAAAUCUUAAUGGUUUGUGUUGAUUCAAUAAUAGAAAUAAUAAUAAAAAAGAUUAUUACAUCA